Molecule: messenger RNA, 297 nt
Organism: Meloidogyne enterolobii
Lineage: Eukaryota; Metazoa; Nematoda; Chromadorea; Rhabditida; Meloidogynidae
Source: the annotation of a GenBank genome assembly
AUGCGUAAUUUCAUAAUUCUUUUACUUUUACUGAUAGUUUUCGUAGAAAUUAGCCAGAGUGCGAGCAAAUUUUGUUUUCAACCUCUAAGAAAAGGACGAAGUGGUAAAAAAUGCAGAGCUGUUAUGCGUUGGUGGUAUGAUUCUAAAGCAAAACAGUGUAAAAGAUUUAAAUAUCUAGGAUGUGGAGGAAGUAGCAAUCGGUGGUUUAAUAAGGCUGAAUGUAGAAAGGAAUGCAUGGUUGUUAAUAAGCUUUUUAAAUAUAAUUUUUUUAUAAAUUUAGAGUUAAAUGAAUGAUUG